Morone saxatilis (striped sea-bass) is the source of this 1869-nucleotide messenger RNA. RefSeq lists its product as uncharacterized. Lineage: Eukaryota; Metazoa; Chordata; Actinopteri; Moronidae. Gene Ontology annotation, biological process: cilium assembly; protein dephosphorylation. Gene Ontology annotation, molecular function: protein tyrosine/serine/threonine phosphatase activity. The transcript has 12 exons. The record is from RefSeq and is a predicted model, not a curated record. The coding region runs from base 1 to 1869 and encodes 622 amino acids.
AUGAUGCCGACCCUCACCUCACACCUACCAGUACCACGGCCCUCCUACACCCAGGCCAGGGAGAACCUGGUAAAGGCAAUCCCACCCAAGCUCCUCUGUCUGCUGGCCUGUGGAGGAAUAGACUGUCGCUAUGAAGGACCAGAGUGCUGGAAAUUAAAUCAACAGGUCAUUCGAGGCAUUUUCUCCUCCUGGGUGACCGAUGACAUUAUUGCCAUGGCACGCCCAUCCAAUCGUCUAAUUGAGAAGUACAACAUCAUAGAACAAUUUCGAAGGUUGAAUGUCAGAUCAAUCAUCAACAUGCAGCUUCCAGGAGAGCAUGCUCACUGUGGACCGCCCCUAGACCCUGAAAGUGGUUUCACAUACUCUCCACAGAUCUUCAUGGAAAAUGACAUUUACUUUUACAACUUUGGGAUGCCAGACUUUGGUGUGUCCUCUCUCGUCGGUAUAAUUGAUGGAGUGAAGGUUUUGGCCUUUGCAGUGAGGGAAGGAAGAGUUGCUGUGCACUGCCAUGCAGGCCUGGGCAGAACAGGUGUCCUGAUAGCCUGUUACUUGGUCUACACCCUGCGCAUCAGUCCGAGUGAGGCUGUCCACUAUGUGCGGAUUAAACGGCCUCGCUCUAUCCAAACCCGGACACAGAUCAGCCAGGUGUUUGACUUUGCUCGCCUGCUUUGUACACAGCUGGUCCAAUACCCAGACCUCAGCCUGCGGCAUGGAGCCCCUUUCACCCUGCAGCACUACAUAAACCGACAGGCACUACUGCUGCAUGGCCAGGAGGCACGCACCCUCCGACACACACCCAAGGUGGUGUACCUCCUGUGUGUGCACCUCUCCUGCUUAGCCCUGGGUGUCCCUGCUCCUCCAGAGGUCCAGGCUGAGCUGGAGAAGAGGUCAGCACUGAAGACCUUGGGUAGGACUGUAAGGGAGACCCUGGUGGCCAAACAGUACCUGCCCCUAUUGAGGGAGGGUCAUAAAGGCUCGUGGGUGGGCUCUGGGUCAGUAUCCUCUUGGGACGAGCCACUGGGAUUCUUGGAGAGGAAGAGAGAAGUGCUGCUGGACAAACGCAGCUACAGCGACUCUGACCUCAGCAAGAUCGCAGAUCUGGAGUUCAGUCCAUACAGCACCUCAGCACUUGGCAAUGAGAGACACUGGUCUAUGCAGGAUCUAAUACGACCUGAUCUGAGACCAGUUAGUCCGAUCCACACACCACUUUCACCAGGCCACCAGAUCACAGAAAAGGAAUCUCACAUACUCAACUUCCCAAUAUCUAGCAAUAACUGUGCUAAGAGGUCUAAGUGCACAGCUAAAAAGGCACUUCCCAAAUACAGCUCCAACAUUGAGUUGUGCAGAAAUCCACAGAAUCCAGGUCCAACCACAGUUGCCCGUGCUGUUGCGAAGGCAAUGGCAGACCAAGGUCCUCCAGGAGAAACCAUUUUGCAAAGAUCCACUUUGCUGCAGGAGGAACUGAACAGUAGCGACUGUGGCUGGGCUCUGCUGGUCACAGAGUCAGAUCCUCAUGUUCUCAGUUGUCUGUUGUGGACCUGGCUGGACAAGUUAAGGGAGCCUGUUUUGAGUGCAGAGGAUGUGAACAAGUUGAUUAGUGGAGCAAACAGGAAGCCUCUCAGUGUGCUCAAGAAGCCACAGAGACACACCAUCUAUUGUCUACUGAGCUGUGUGAGCACGGUGACCAGCCUGUGUCCACACAGAGAAGAGGCAGUGCUGCAACGACUGAUGCGGACACUUACAAGGCGCCCCCAAGAGGAAAUGGGAAGCCUUGCAGCUUUGAUGAAGGUCCUGAAGGCGAGUUUGAGAGAAACCUUCCACAACUACAGAUACCUCACGAGGUCCUGCAGCACCAAUGCUACACUUUGA